GAGGAGCAACCUUUUGUGAUCCCGUGCGCCCUCUCUCUUUCCUCUGACUUCUUGGCCUCCUCCUCGUCCGUCUCGCCCGCUCCUCUCACUCGAAGACUCUCGCUCGCUUCGCUUCGCUUCCAAGUCCCUUCCAAUGGCGACGCAACCGCUUACCUCACGGCGGGCGACACGCGUUUGAGCGAGCACCCGACCGCGGCCCUGCCUCGCACCAGCGCUCGCGGCGUAUGGCAGCGCCGGGACUGGACGAGGCCAUGGCGUUCCUCACUGACCGCGGCUUUUCGGGCGCCGCCUCCGCCCUCCGCGACGACGUCCUCGCCCGCACCGCCGCCGGGGACGCCGGCUGCGCCGGCGCAUUAGAUCCCCAGCUCCCGCCGCUCCGGAUGCCAGGCUCCGACUGCGGCGGCGGCGGCCUGCCGGCGCCCGCGAGCCCCUGCUCCAGCUCCGGUUCGGCGUCCUCCUCCGCCUUCGUCAGCAUGCGCUCCACAUCGUCAGGGCUGCUGAAUCCAUAUGGGAUAUGGUCGCCGCGGCAGUCGCAGUCGGACGCGUCGUCAUCGGAGAUGGAGUUCGGUACAGCACGCCAGUACGACACCACCGACCUCUUCUUCCAAGAGGGCUGGCUCUACGACGAUCACCUCUUCCCUAGCAAACUGGACGACCAGGGUGACGAGGACAAGGAGGAAGACAAGUUUGUACUCGGUGCUCACGGUGGCUCAGAGCGGGCAGAGAUGGGCAAGCUUGGCGCCGGUCACUACCACCGUCAUGAACACGUCGGCAAUGACAGCUGUGAAGGGUGCGCCGAGGUUUACACCUGCUCAUCGCCGCUCUGUGGUUGCUGUGGUGGCGGACUGAAGAAUGAGGACGAGCUCGUGGUGGUGAGGAGUUCUAGCUCCACUGUGUAUGGGAGGUACCAGAUCAUGGAUGACCAGACAGAGAUACUAGAUGACUGUGCCCAGGAUGGGUUUCAGUUGAAGCGGAGUGGGGAUGUUGUGCUUGAGUGCGAUUUGCCGAGGGUUCCUGGGCAAGGAGAUGACCAUUUGGAGCUGUGUGUUGUGGAGAAGGAGCUUCAAAUGCUCACUUCGUUUGAUACUGAUGCUGUUGCGAAUCAUGGUGUACAUUAUGUCGCAGACAAUGGUGAGCUCAGUGAUGGCAUCGGCAAAAAUCUGGAAAGUAGUAGUGUCAAAGAAUAUCUGAAAGAAGGCAAUAGGAUACAGCCUUUCCUUGACAGUGGCGACCCUGAUGAUGCCUAUGAGUUUGGAGAUGUUGGGUCAUUCAAUGCAGAUGUGCAACAUUCUACUGCUCUUAAAGCUGAGGAAGAUCCAGAGACAAAUAUUGAUCUUGCUCUCUCUAAUUUUCAACGAGAAUAUGAGGUAUUUGAAUUGAGAAUUAUCCACCGCAAGAACAGGACUGGCUUUGAAGAAAACAAAGAUUUUCCCAUUGUCUUGCAUUCAGUUAUUGCUGGAAGGUAUUAUGUCACUGAAUAUCUAGGUUCAGCUGCAUUCAGCAAGGUCGUGCAAGCACAUGAUCUUCAGACAGGGAUGGAUGUUUGCCUAAAAAUAAUUAAAAAUGAUAAGGAUUUCUUUGAUCAGAGCUUGGAUGAGAUAAAACUCCUGAAGUUCGUGAACAAAUAUGAUCCACUAGAUGAGCACCAUGUGUUGCGCCUCUAUGACUACUUCUAUCAUCAGGAACACCUUUUUAUUGUCACUGAAUUAUUGCGAGCAAAUCUAUAUGAGUUUCAGAAAUAUAAUCAGGAGUCUGGUGGUGAGGUGUAUUAUACAUUGCCUAGGUUACAGGCAAUAGCUCGACAAUGUUUAGAGGCUUUGGUUUACUUGCACCGUUUGAGGAUCAUUCAUUGUGACCUGAAGCCAGAGAAUAUUCUUAUCAAGAGCUACAGCAGAUGUGAAAUUAAAGUCAUCGAUCUGGGAAGUAGUUGCUUCUUGACCGACAACUUAUGCCUCUAUGUCCAAUCACGCUCUUAUCGAGCUCCUGAGGUCAUACUGGGUCUGCCAUAUGAUCAGAGGAUUGAUGUUUGGUCUCUUGGUUGCAUUCUAGCUGAACUGUACACUGGUGAAGUACUAUUUCCUAACGAACCAGUGUCCAUGAUGCUUGCUCAAAUGAUCGGGAUAAUCGGCCCCAUCGACAUGGAAAUGCUAGAACUGGGACAGGAGACACAUACGUAUUUCACUGAUGACUAUGACCUUUUUACCAAGAAUGAGGAGACAGGUCAGUUAGAGUAUUUGAUCCCAGAGAAGUCCUCCUUGCGACGCCACUUACAAUGUGCUGAUUCCAAAUUUGUUGAUUUUCUAUCUUAUCUGCUGCAAAUAAAUCCCAGGAAAAGACCAACAGCUGAUGAAGCACUACAGCAUCCAUGGCUUUCUUUUGCAUACUGAUGAGAAGCCAAUCAGUAUUUCUUCUGUUUUGCGACAGCUUUCUUCACAUAUGAGAUGAGGUUUUGUUUCUCCUAAUUUGGAGCCUUAUAAAGUUCUUUAAAAGAAGAUUGGUUUUCUGGGAGUUUCUCUUAACAUGGAACAUUACAUUUUCCUCGAGUUGUAGAGGAAUGCCCCUUAGUGGUUGCAGAUGCCCCAUUGUACGUGUUAGUUUUUUUGGUGUCUUCAGGGCUAUUCUUGGUGUGUAACCCCUGCACUGUGAGUUAAGAUUCAUGAGUGAUGAGUUAUUGUAAAUAUCUGAAAAUUUCCCAUGUAUCUGUACAGUUGAAACCCACUCUUGUACUCGAUACGGUUCAUUAGUAAUAACAUAAGAAAUAAUGUCGGAAGUUUCGCCAGUGUUAGCUCUA
Molecule: messenger RNA, 2791 nt
Organism: Phragmites australis (common reed)
Lineage: Eukaryota; Viridiplantae; Streptophyta; Magnoliopsida; Poales; Poaceae
Product: DYRK-family kinase pom1-like
Exons: 8
Coding region: 225-2387 (720 amino acids)
Biological process (GO): peptidyl-serine phosphorylation; peptidyl-threonine phosphorylation
Cellular component (GO): cytoplasm
Molecular function (GO): ATP binding; protein serine/threonine kinase activity; protein tyrosine kinase activity
Source: RefSeq, a predicted model, not a curated record